Messenger RNA from Myripristis murdjan (pinecone soldierfish), 1572 nucleotides. RefSeq names its product hydrogen voltage-gated channel 1 (gene hvcn1). The transcript has 7 exons. Gene Ontology annotation, molecular function: voltage-gated proton channel activity. The record is from RefSeq and is a predicted model, not a curated record. The coding region runs from base 438 to 1118 and encodes 226 amino acids. Lineage: Eukaryota; Metazoa; Chordata; Actinopteri; Holocentriformes; Holocentridae. Gene Ontology annotation, biological process: proton transmembrane transport. Gene Ontology annotation, cellular component: plasma membrane.
UACUGUAAACAAGCCUCAGUACAAAAGUCGGGCAGUUUCAUGCUGACUUGCUCAUCGUCAAACAUACAUGCCUGAUUCAUUUUGCCCAAGUCUUUCUACUGACAUAACUGGAAUAACUCUUCAAUUCGGCAGUAAUUCAAAACACCGAACAACAGUUCAGAGACCUCAUGUCAGUGAAAUUUUAACUCCUAGAAACAGCCCACACCCUCUCCACCCGUGGACGUUUUGGUGACAACUGAACCAGUUUCCACAAGGAAUGGGACGUAUCGCAGCUAGUUUUGGGGCAGAGGCGGAGUUUUUCGGGUUGAAGUAACGUGAAGUGGGUUUAAAAACAGCAGUACAGCCUACACCAGCGUCCUAAAGACAAAAGUGGAGAAAUAAAGGUAAGCUGAGGGGAUCGUGGGACGUGGCCCACACCUUUUCUAAAGCCUUGUGUCAUGGCUCGGUACUUGAACUAUUUCACCACUGUGGGUGAUGUGCAGCCAGUGAAGUGGGAAGAAGAGGAGCUCCAUGAGGCCAGUGAGGAACUGGGUCCGGCUACUGGUCAGUAUCCAACAGAACUCACCUUCAGGGAUUCUCUUCGAAAGCUUUACAGCUCCAAUCGAUUUCAGGUUUUCGUGGUGGUUUUGGUAAUUCUGGAUGCCAUCUUUGUUCUGGCUGAGCUGCUGAUAGAUCUGUCUGAAAACCAUUCAGAACAUGGCCAUGUUGCUGCACAGGUGUUCCACUACUUGAGUCUGGCACUUCUCACAUUUUUCAUGGUGGAACUGGUUGGUAAGCUAUAUGCCUACCGCCUUGAGUUCUUCCAACAUAAGUUUGAGGUGUUUGAUGCGUUAGUGGUGAUGGUGUCCUUUGUGUUGGACAUUAUCUUCAUCUCCAAUGAGGACGCCUUAGAUGGUAUGGGCUUCCUCAUUCUGCUGCGUCUCUGGAGGGUGGCCAGAAUUCUUAACGGUAUCCUGGUGUCAGUGAAGACCCGUGCUAACCAGCGACUCCACAAGCUGAAGGAGAGCUACGACCACCUUGUCACGAGAGUUACGGAGCUACAGGCGCGCACUGAUAAGCUGGAGCAAGAGAACAGUAAACUUCGAGACCUCCUGCGACAGCAUGCCAUACACUUCUAACUCAUCAACUUCAUGAGCUCAUAAAGUAAAGCUCAUGUGUUCUGUCAUUUGCAUUAUGCUCAUAAAAAAAUGUACUUUAUACACAUUUUUCAGAUUAUGAACUUGCAUAUGUAUUCCAUGAAACAGUUUCAUUUUAAACAUAAUUUCAGGGUUGCUUUUUUUUUUUUUCUUUCAAAUCACAUUCCACAGCAAAUUGCAUUCUUCAUCAUACUGCUUCAAACCAGUGACUUGUCUGUAUGUAUCAUUUAUUUCAAACUUUCUGAUGUCUUCAUUAUUUGGUUGAUACUUAUGUGUGCAGAAAUGUUAUGCUACUGGAGGCCACAUAGCUAAAAGUUUGUUAUCUUUAAGGCCAUGCUAUUAAUCAUCAUAUGCUUGUAUUAUUUCAAAAUGUGAAAAAAAAAAUCUUUACAGAUCUUUGAUGUACAUAAGAUGAAAUUAUUUUUCUUACUUUAAU